Gossypium raimondii (Peruvian cotton) is the source of this 3383-nucleotide messenger RNA. Its product is annotated as formin-like protein 6. Gene Ontology annotation, biological process: actin nucleation; actin cytoskeleton organization. The record is from RefSeq and is a predicted model, not a curated record. Lineage: Eukaryota; Viridiplantae; Streptophyta; Magnoliopsida; Malvales; Malvaceae. Gene Ontology annotation, molecular function: actin filament binding. The coding region runs from base 240 to 3011 and encodes 923 amino acids. The transcript is spliced from 4 exons.
UUAAUUAAAAAGAAAAGAAAAGAUGCGGCUAUAGACGAUCUCAUGUAGCAUCCAAAUCUAGCGGCGAAAAGAAGCUUCCCCGGCAGUCUAAAACAGCAGUAGUCAUAUUUUUAGUAUAAUUUUCCUCCUUUUAGUUUGCUGUGUUAUGCAUUUUUGGCUAAAGGGUCCAACAGUUAAGAGAAACAAAGUCCUUUCUUUCCCCCCUUCAGAGAUGAAUCUUCGACCCUGAAAUUUUCACAAUGAGAUUGAGAUCUCAUCCACAUUUCACCUUCUUUUUCUUCUUGCUUUCAUUGUUCUUGUCUUCUUCUUCUUCUGUAAUUCAAGAUUUUAUCAUUUUUCAUAGAAGAAUUCUACACCAACCGUUGUUUUCGGUUGGUUCAUCUCCGCCUCCAGGCGCUGACACUUUUUUACCGUCACCGUCUCCGCCGGCUCCAGAUAGUCCUGUUUAUCCAGACCCAAGUCAGCCAUUCUUCCCUGAAGUUCCUUCAGGACCAGGGCAGACCGCAGAUCAGAAUCAACAGCCUACCCCACCAUCUGCGCCUACUAAUGGCUCGAUGUCAAUCCCAACUGCAACCCAACCUGCCAAACCAGCUAAAAAGGUUGCAAUUGCCAUCUCUGUUGGGAUUGUCACUUUGGGAAUGUUAUCGGGGCUUGCUUUCUUUUUGUACCGUCACCGGGUCGCUAAACACCCUGGGGAAACGCGAAAGAGGCUUGUUGGAGGGAACUCCGAUAGGUCGCAAGAAGACUCUAGGGUUCCACCCUCCAGCUUUCUUUACAUUGGAACCGUGGAGCCCAGCAGGAGAUCGGUGGGUGAAGUGAAUGGUGGAGCUAAUGGUUCGCCUUAUGGUAAGUUGAAUUCAGUGAGGAGGUCGGAUCGAUAUAGGCCGAGCCCCGAAUUGCAGCCAUUGCCUCCAUUGGCUAAACCUCUUGGACUUGAGAAUUCACCGACGGCAAUGCCAUCUCCAUCUUCGUCUUCUUCAGAUGAAGAGUCUCAGGGGACGGCUUUUUAUACCCCUCAGGGCUCAACGAUCAGCAAUGAAGAAAGCUAUUAUACUCCGGUUUCGCGUCGGGUUAAUGGCAAUUUGGUGACUCAGUCGAGGAAUGAAAUGAAUGGGAAAACAAAUUCUGUUCCUUGUUCUAAAAGAACUUCUCCCAAAACAAGGAUUUUAGCUUCUUCGCCGGAAAUGAAGCAUGUUAUUAUACCUUCAAUAAAGCAGCAACAGCAGCAGCCGCCUUCUCCACAUCCUCCGUCGCCACCAUCGCUACCCCUUCAACAGCCACAAGGUCUAGUACCGGAGCCGCAUGAGACUCAGGAAUUUACCCACGCAAAAAGGCCAAAAUUCUCCUCCCCUCCUCCACCUCCAAAUAUGGCACUACUUCGAUCAAUUAGCAACAAUUCAUCCCCACAAAGGACAAAAGUUCCUGUUCCACCUCCGCCACCGCCACCACCCCCUAUGCCGCCACCAGCAGCCGUAAAACUGUCAGUACCCAGGUCAGUAAGGAAUUUGAAGACCAAUGUGACUCCAAAACCUUCCCAACUGUUGAACAAGCAUGAAUCUCGGACCCCAAGUCCCAAAAACAGUGCAGUGAGUGGGGCUAGAAAGUCCAUGGAAGAGGUGGUUAGUUACAAAGGUGUCAGUUCUUCAGAGAAGACAGACGGGGAUGACAUGGAUAGUGCAAAACCCAAGUUGAAGCCUUUGCACUGGGACAAAGUACGAGCAACCUCGGAGAGAGCUACAGUGUGGGACCAGAUAAAAUCAAACUCAUUUCAAUUGAAUGAGGACAUGAUGGAGACUCUAUUUGGCUGCAAUUCAACUACAGCAGCACCACCAAAAGAACCUAUUAGAAGAUCAGUUCUGCCUCCUGUUAAACAGGAAAACAGAGUUUUGGAUCCAAAGAAGUCACAGAACAUUGCCAUACUGUUGAGAGCACUGAAUGUAACAAGAGAUGAAGUGUCAGAAGCUCUUUUGGAUGGUAACCCGGAAAGCUUAGGUGCUGAGCUUUUCGAGACUUUGGUAAAGAUGGCUCCCACAAAGGAGGAAGAAAUAAAACUUCGAGAGUACAGCGGGGACGUAUCGAAACUAGGCUCUGCAGAAAGAUUUCUGAGGACAGUGCUUGAUAUCCCCUUUGCCUUCAAAAGAGUUGAAACCAUGCUCUAUAGAGCCAACUUUGAUACUGAAGUACAAUAUUUGAGGAAGUCUUUUCAAACCCUCGAGGAAGCGAGUGACGAAUUGAAGAACAGCAGGUUAUUCCUCAAACUCCUUGAAGCUGUUCUUAGGACAGGAAACCGGAUGAAUGUUGGCACCAACCGUGGUGAUGCUAAAGCUUUUAAGCUUGACACCCUUUUGAAACUUGUUGAUAUAAAGGGAACUGAUGGGAAAACUACACUGCUACACUUUGUGGUUCAAGAGAUCAUUAGAUCCGAAGGUGCUGGUACUAACUCUACCGAUGGGAAUCAUGAAAAUAAAAUGGCCUCCAACUUUAAGGAGGAGGAUUUCAGGAAACAAGGAUUGCAGGUUGUGGCUGGGCUGAGCAGAGACCUCAGCAAUGUCAAGAAGGCGGCUGGAAUGGACUCGGAUGUCUUAAGCAGUUAUGUGUCAAAGCUUGAAACAGGGCUCGAGAAGGUCAGAUCAGUUCUACAAUAUGAGAAGCCAGAUACGUCUGGGAAUUUCUUCAACUCCAUGAAAAUGUUUCUAAGAGAUGCUGAAGAGGAGAUUGCUAAGAUAAAGGAUGAUGAAAGAAAAGCUUUAUUGCUUGUGAAAGAAGUUACUGAAUAUUUUCAUGGGAAUGCAACAAAGGAAGAAGCUCAUCCUUUAAGAAUCUUCAUGAUUGUGAGGGAUUUCCUGUCAAUAUUGGAUCAUGUCUGCAAAGAAGUGGGGCUAUUGCAGGAUAGAACAAUGGUGGGUGCUGCUAGAUCCUUUCGGAUAUCUGCAACGGCUUCACUGCCAGUUCUUAGCAGGUACAAUGUGAGACAAGAUGGAAGUUCAGAGGAUGAAAGCUUGGCUCCUUGAAUUUGUGUGAAUACAGGUCCUAAGAAAACUCAAACCUCGGUUUUUUUCCAACCAAACCAACAUCUAAGAUACUUCUCUUUUCCAUUACAACUUAAGCAUUAGUUCACAUGGAGACAUAGCUGAUGGCUAAUGUAAAGCCAGAAACUAUGUGACAAUAAGGUUAGAUUGUGGGAAAAAUUGAAGGAUGCCAUCAUAUACAUAUCUGGCAAUGAAAUGGAUGCCAAAAUGAACAACAUGCCAGUUCAGAGAAACACAAAAAUAUAGUUAAUUUCUUUUGUCUGCUUCAUCACACAUGUAAUAGUUAAGAGAUUAAAAUUUCUUCUUUAGAUCAGAUCCCUAUACAUUUUUGAGUCAAAAUGAUGUUCUUUGAUA